AUGGGUCUCCGAGUGAAAUUACGAAAAACCUUCGGGUCGUCCUCCAAGAAAUCCAACAGCACAUCUUCCGGCUCCCAUGCCAACGGCAACACAUCCACCCCAUCGUCCAUCUAUCCAAACGAACAACACUAUACAGACCGGACCGACAUCGAAUACUACAAGCCCAAUGAGAUCCCCAAGUCCAAGUACCGUGGUAAGGUCGACCCGGCACACCAAGCAUCUCUAGGUGCGUUCUCUCUGUCCGACGCUUUCGCCGCCACUACUCGCCGUGCCAGUCUCGCAUUGAGUGGCACUUUCAGUCCCGGAGGUACCAAGAGCCAGAGUCGUGCUCCCAGUCGCGUCCCCAGUAGAAGGCCCAGUAUAUCAGAGGUGAUCUCUGGAAGUCACCUGAGGACCGAGGACCGCUCUGGUUCUGGGAGCGAUGUCAGCCGUGAGAAGUCCGAGGAUUCCAAUACAUCCACCGACUCUGCCGCCCUCGGUGGCCAGUCCGGUGACACGGCGAACACAUCGCUCUCCGGCCCAACAUCAACGACAGGCACCACCGCCCCAACCACAGCAGUAGCACCCACGCCACUCACAGCUCUAACAUCACCAUCGAACCCCAAGCUUGUAGCCGUCCAAGAUGACGGUGCGGUCAACAUCACUGGGUCUGAGCUGUCCAAGCACAUCACCGCUCAUGAUACACCUUUCACCGCCGAAGAGCUGGAAACUGCUAUGACCCGGGCUACGUUUCAGGAUAGAGAUGGUCCGGUCCAUGAGGUCAAUAUCUCGUGA
Messenger RNA from Exophiala aquamarina CBS 119918, 774 nucleotides. RefSeq lists its product as uncharacterized. The coding region runs from base 1 to 774 and encodes 257 amino acids. The transcript is spliced from 2 exons. Lineage: Eukaryota; Fungi; Ascomycota; Eurotiomycetes; Chaetothyriales; Herpotrichiellaceae. The record is from RefSeq and is a predicted model, not a curated record.